ACAUCAUAUUAGCGACAUCGAUUUACACUCGCCUGACCCUUUUGACCUCUCAGAUCGUCUCAUUCUGAAUACAUCAAACAUGAGGUCGUCCACCCUCAUCGCCCUCUUGCCCCUUUUGGCGGCUACCCAUGCCGCCGCACACCGCUCGCACGAUCGUCACCAUCAACACGGCGAUGACGAGGCGAGCAUCAACAUCAAUCACCACCACCAUCAGCACGACGACACCAACAAGGCGGCAUCUUCAAGGAUCGCUCGCAAGUCGCUAGGCUUUGGACCGGUACACGAACAUGCGAGGUUCGUUGUUCCUGAGCAGGAUUCGACUUUGCACGAGCCCGAGGUCGGGUUCGAUGGAAAGGCAGGCGUAAACGUAGCGAGGAUUGCUAGGGACGUCGUUAGGUCUAUCGAAGGGUUGGAGGGAGCUGUCGAGGGAGAGGACUAUUUUGUCAGGGAGGACACCUACACCGACCUCCGUACUCUUGUCACUCACAUCUACAUCAGACAGCUCGUCAACGGGCUCGAAGUCAUUGAUGGAGACAUCAAUAUCAACGUUGAUGAGACUGGGAGGGUGAUCAGCCUCGGGGACAGCUUCUCUCGAACUGCCUCGAACACCAAGGCGCAAGACGCGUUCUUUGCCUAUAUCGACAAGUUUACCCCUCGUACCGACUCGAAUGCUCGAGAAUGUAUAGAUAUCAAUACCAAGGUCGAAGUCGUCAGUGCCUACUUGGACAAGCUCCGAGCCGGGAUCUCCAAGGUCCGAGAGAUCGAGCAAGGUCGAGCUGGCAAGGAGGACGAGGCUGGACCUGGAGGGAUCAGGGAGAUCGUUCGGGGAGCUAUCGGAAUCGUCAAGGAUUAUCUCCUCGGUCCCACUUCUUCCUCCGUGAACAAGAACGACCACUCCGAGAUUGAAGCCCAGAUCAAGGAGAUCAUGCUCGAACUCGAAGAGCAUACCUUGAACCCGACCGCGCUCUUUAAUCGGCUGGAUCUCGUCGAGGCGCAUUUGGAACGGUUGCAUGAUCAUGCCGCCGUCGUCUGCACCGAGGGGGUCAAGAAGAAGAUCAUCGUAAUGCCUUACGAAGAAAUUGAGGGUAAAGAGGAUGAGGUAAUAGAGGUAGAAAACGGGCACAGUCCUAUCGACGCCGUCCUCGCGCUUUUGCAACACUUUGCCGACCGAACGGGCAGUCUCCCUACGGAACAAGCGAUGCGAAAUUCGAUUACGCUCGAAGAAGAGGAGUCUCCCGCCUUUUUCGCUCCGAUCCCCAACGGCCAAGGCGGACCGAGCUUCAUUGUCAAGGGUCUUCCUUCUGCAGAUGAAGGCGGUGUCGCGAGUCCCCCAAGCGUGAGGUUGGGAUAUCAUCAGACUUCUGAGGGCGGGUUGGAGCUGGUCUGGAGGUGUGUAGUCGAAAUGAAGGAGAAUUGGUACGAGGCUAGCGUCGGGACCAACGAUCUGAAGGUCGUUGCCGUUGUCGAUUGGGCUUCGGACGCCCCGCCUUCGGCCAAGAGGAACAAGAAGGGGGACAAGCAGAAGCCUUUACCGAUUCCUCACAAGCAGGGCAAGCCUUACACGUAUACCGUCUUUCCGUUCGGCGUCAAUGACCCAUCCGUAGGCAACCUCUCUUCGGAGCAUGCCCCUUGGGACCUGGUCGCCUCGCCGGCCGGAUGGCACGCCAUUCCCGACUCGAGCAACUCAUACGCUCGGCAAUCGAUCCCGGGUAUGAAGACGGGAUUGAAAGGACCUUGGGUCGAGGGCUACGAGCCUGUCGAGGGGGAGAUGACUGGUCGGUACAGGAACGGAACGUGGAGCUCGUUCGCUACCACUAUGGGGAACAAUGUCUUUGCUCAGGAGGACUGGGAGGGUCAGAACUCGUGGUUGCAUAAUGGCCGACCUGUCAAUUCGUCCUACAUCUUCGAUUACGAGUAUGGCGAGCCUGACGGUCUCCGACCCAAGGAAUACAUCGAUCUCGCGGUAACUCAAUUGUUCUACACGAGCAACAUGUACCACGACCUGCUGUACCGUCUCGGAUUCGACGAGGCGAGCGGUAACUUCCAGAUGGACAACUUUGGCAAGGGUGGAUUGGGCGGAGACGCUGUCAUCUGUCAAGCGCAGGAUGGGUCCGGGACCGAUAACGCUAACUUCAUGACCCCGCCUGACGGCUCUCAACCUCGGAUGAGGAUGUAUGUUUGGGACACUGCUACGCCCUUCCGAGACGGCGACCUCGAGGCCGGUAUUGUGAUUCACGAGUACAGUCACGGGUUAUCGACCCGAUUGACCGGUGGACCCGCCAACAGUGGUUGUCUCGGAUACGGCGAGGCCGGUGGAAUGGGAGAAGGUUGGGGUGACGCUUUCGCCACGCUCAUCCGUCAGACUACCGAGUAUGGUACCCACGAAGAGGAGUACGGCAUGGGCGCCUGGGCUGCCAACCGAAAGUCUGGUAUCCGCAACUAUGUCUAUUCGGCCAACAUGACCUCGAACCCGUCCACCUUCAAGACGCUCGACAAGCCGGGUUACUGGGGAGUCCACGCUAUCGGAGAAGUCUGGGCGGAGAUCCUGUUUGUCGUCGAGCAACGAUUGAUCGCCAAGCACGGGUUCUCCAAGACGCUCUUCCCUCCCGUCAACACUACCGAGCCCAACGACUACUACCUCCCCAUCAACUCAACCUUGACCUCGUUUGCUGGCCGUCCCUCAACUCGACCCCGCCUGGUCCCUAAGCACGGCAACACUUUGCUCGCCCAUCUCUUGGUCGAAGGAAUGAAGCUUCAACCUUGUCGACCCAGCUUUGCUGCGGCCAGAGACGCCAUUAUCCAGGCCGACUUGAUCCUCACCGGAGGCAACAAUACGUGUGACAUCUGGAAGGGAUUCGCCGAGCGAGGGCUCGGUCCCGAGGCCAAGACGUUGGGUCAGUUACCUUGGGGAGGCGGAGUCAGGUCCGAGGACUACAGCGUUCCCAAGGUCUGCGGCAGCAAGUCCAAGGACGAUUAGUUCCACAUGAUGGCGAGCUGAGGGAGGGCCGGAUGUUAAUUUCGUCCCACCAGUUUUGGUGGGACG
Molecule: messenger RNA, 3043 nt
Organism: Filobasidium floriforme
Lineage: Eukaryota; Fungi; Basidiomycota; Tremellomycetes; Filobasidiales; Filobasidiaceae
Product: putative extracellular elastinolytic metallo proteinase precursor
Exons: 11
Coding region: 80-2977 (965 amino acids)
Molecular function (GO): zinc ion binding; metalloendopeptidase activity
Source: RefSeq, a predicted model, not a curated record